This is a messenger RNA of Arabidopsis lyrata subsp. lyrata, 627 nucleotides long. RefSeq names its product calcium-binding protein CML39. Gene Ontology annotation, molecular function: enzyme regulator activity; calcium ion binding. Bases 61 to 540 code for a protein of 159 amino acids. NCBI's taxonomy places the organism in Eukaryota, Viridiplantae, Streptophyta, Magnoliopsida, Brassicales, Brassicaceae. The record is from RefSeq and is a predicted model, not a curated record. The transcript has a single exon.
AAAAGAAAGAACAAUACUUGUAACAUAAAAAUACCUUGUAAACAAUCUUUUUUUCUCAAAAUGAAGAAUACUCAACGUCAGUUAUCUUCAUCUUUCAUGAAAUUCUUGGAGGACAAGAACAGAGACUUAGAGGCUGUGUUUGCUUACAUGGAUGCAAACAGAGAUGGUAGAAUCUCUGCAGAGGAGCUUAAGAAGAGUUUCAAGACAUUGGGAGAGCAAAUGUCUGAUGAAGAAGCCGAGGCUGCGGUUAAACUGUCUGAUAUAGACGGUGAUGGCAUGUUGGAUUUUCAUGAGUUUGCUCAGCUUAUCAAAGGGAAUGAUGAAUUCACUGAGGAAGAGAAGAAGAGGAAGAUUAUGGAAGCUUUUAGAAUGUAUAUUGCUGAUGGGGAAGAUUGCAUUACCCCGGGAAGCUUGAAGAUGAUGCUAUUGAAGCUUGGUGAGUCGAGAACCACUGACGAUUGCAAAGUUAUGAUUCAAGCUUUUGAUCUCAAUGCUGAUGGAGUUCUAAGCUUUGACGAGUUUGCUCUCAUGAUGCGCUAAGCUUUGUUGUUUCGUCUGUAUAGUUUUUGUUUGAUUGCUGUGUAAAUAAGGCUUUGCAAGCAAUAUCCAAAAACAUGUUUUAUACUA